GAACAGUCUGUCAACUACCACUGCUGUCAAAGUCAGAUGUCAGGAGUGCUAAAGUCUUCACAUCGCUUCUGACUUGCAAAACUUUAUCGGCAAAAAAUUGUAUUUAUAAAUUAGAAACUAAGUCCAUUGCGAUGAGGUCUAUACGAACUAGUUUUCUAUUGCUUUUCCUCAUAAAAGUCUUACUCAGUUUUGACUUCUGCGCUGCAUUAUACGAGGAUCAAAUCAAAAAAUUCGAUUGGACUCUUGAAAAUAUUGGCGAAAUAAUAACUGCUCAAUUCUAUACAUCAGACUAUAACACUCGCAUAUUCGUGGCGACGAAGGAAAACGUCUUGGCCGCAUUAUGCCCACGUACAGGAAAACUACUGUGGCGAAGAAUUCUUGAAAAAGGUCCACGUGGAUCUGUUCGUUUCUUUCACAUAGAAAACGAAGUUUCUUCGUCGGCAGUAGCACGCACAACACAUCCCAGUGGUGUUAUUACAGUUACAGGACAUGCUCCGGCAAUUGUGCGAGGUUGGUCGCCCGCAACUGGCAAUGUCGAAUGGGAAUGGUCGGUGAUGCCGGUGCAACAAGAGCGAGCGGAAGACGCGCUUUGGUUUUUCCAUAGCACAUAUUUGUACCACGUUAUACCAGUGUGGGGAUCACAUCUUGAAGUAACCAAGUACUUGGCUACAACUGGACAGAGCCGGGGAACUACGGCAAGGAUCACGGCUCCUUGGAUUCAAGAUGCUAAAUGCACCCUCGCCGCGUCACAUUUUGUCUGUUUAGAUAAAAAUCAACUUAUUUGGCUGGAUUUAACUGAAGACACUCCACAAAUCCAGCGUAAAACUUUGGAUUUCUUGCCGAAAGCGAAACCUGAAGCUUUAAAGAGUCACAAUAACGCCAUUCUUCUCGACGAUAUCAUCAUUUCACUGGUCGACGAGCGUAUUUCAUGCCAGAAAGAGGCUGACGCGAAUGCUUUCCAUUCGAUCCUACAGGAGCAGCCAGCAAUCAUUUUAACAACCAAACAUGAAAAAAUCUUACAAAUAUCCACCAUAAACGCCAACACAUGUGAUAAACUCAAAGACUCGCAAAAGUCCAUCCAAAUUCCCGACGGCUACGGGAACUUCAAACUUGAAGCCGUCGAUUGUAAAGUUAAACGGGGCACCAAUAAGUUUGGCUGCAACUACCUUUUCUCAACAGAAGAUGGUGCCAUCAUCUUAACCAAUGGCGAGGAUAUUCGGUGGACACGGGAAGAGUCCUUAUCGAAAAUUGUAGCAGUUGAAUUCAUUGACCUUCCCUUGUCGGACGCAGAAGGGGCCAUCGAAACUGAAUUGAAUAGCAAACCAGAGGAUGAAUAUGACGAUUGGGACAUCCUUGGAGCAUUAGUCCGUCGAUUUUCCAGUCAAAUUCUGCAACUCAAGCAUAUCUUCUUUACGGUUGUUGGAUUGGGGAUACCUCAAAGUGCAACACAAAAAGCUGGUUUGGUUCGAGAUGCUUUCGGGUUGCACAAGAUGAUUGUAGCUGCAACAAAUACCGGAAAACUUUUUGGUAUCGACAAUUUGAAUGGAAAAAUUCACUGGAUGAAGUAUUUGCCUUCAGUCGAUGGCUUUGCUAAUAAUGAGAACGUAAAAUUGAUAGUUCAAAGAACUUCGAAACAUUUCCCCAAUCAACCGUUAUGCUCGUUAGUAGGCAGAGAGAAGUCAACAGGCUUUGGAUUAUUAUAUCGCUUCAAUCCCAUAACUGGACAGCAGAGUGAAGGUGGAUUAACCAAAUUGGAUUACAAAGUAAAACAAUUGGCUUUACUUCGUGAUCGAGAAACGGAUUUCCUGAAACCGUUACUACUGCUGGACGCAAAUAAUGCCGUUCAUGUACUGCCGGAAGAUGCAAAGAGUUCGGCCGACAACAUGUACAUGUUCACAGCCAAUAAGCAGUCAGGUACCCUGCAAGGAUUUUAUAUCGACGCUAAAUCGGAGAAAGUAGUUGCCAAACCAAUUUGGAAAGUUAACUUAAGCAAUCAAGGAAGUCCACAGAAAAUCAUAAAAAUUGCUGGAAAGAAUCCAAACGAGCACGUCCACUCACAAGGACGAGUGUUGAGUGAUCGAUCAGUUCUUUACAAAUACAUUAACCCGAAUUUGGUUGCUGUGGUGACACAAAGUUUGGAUCCGAUUCAUAAAUACAUCUUGAAUGUUUACUUGAUUGAUGUUGUAUCCGGGUCGAUUGUUUAUUCAAUGUCGCACCGUAAAGCCAGAGAACCUUUACAAAUUGUUCACUCUGAAAACUGGCUUGUCUAUUCAUAUUAUAAUGAUAAAGUUAGAAGAACUGAAUUAACAACGGUUGAACUUUAUGAAGGAAAGGUCCAAACAAAUAGUACAAUUUGGAGUUCACUAGAUGCCUUACCUGUUCCCCUCAUAGAGAAGCAAUCAUAUAUCCUUCCAUCCACAGUAGAGACCAUGCGUGAAACGAUUACUGAACGGGGAAUUACUAACAAACAUGUUCUGAUCGGAAUCUCGUCUGGAGCAGUGGUUGAAAUGCCAUGGGCCUUGCUGGAUCCUCGCCGUCCCGUUUCAAAUGUAAAUCAAGCACGAGAAGAAGGUUCUAUACCAUACAUUCCGGAAUUACCCUUGCCAACAGAGAACAUUAUCAACUACAACCAGUCAAUUUCGAGGAUAGAAAACAUACACACAGCGCCAAGUGGACUGGAAAGUACUUGUCUCGUAAUCGCGCACGGUCUAGAUAUUUUCGUCACGCGUGUAGCACCGUCGAAAACAUUCGAUUUGCUGAAAGAAGAUUUCGACUACUUUCUAAUCACCGUAGUCUUAAUCGCUCUGAUAACAGGUUCAUUUGUGGCAAAGCAUUUAUCAGCGAGAAAGGCCUUAAAGCAAGCUUGGAAGUAAUAGUCCCAUUUUCACAAAUGGUUUUUUACACAUCCAUAGAAAUGUGUAUGCAUUUUUUGUUUGGUGAUUUAUGUUUUGAUUAUUAGUCGUUGUUUCUUUUUUAAAUAUAUCGAGUAAGUCUGUGGUACAUUUAGAUUUCAAUUUAGUUUGUUUGUACCAAAUAAUUUUGAAUACCAAAAUGGAUGUAUGUUUUGGAUACGCAUAGUAUUAAAAAAGAAAAGUCUAAUUGCAUGACUGACUCGCGAGAAUUAUGAGCAAAUCGGAACAUUUUCUAUUAGUCGUAAUAAUUGGGUAUUUGCUAAGUUAAGUCAUUAAUUUCAAAUGAAACGCGGGAGGAAAUAGAAUCGUUCAAAAUAAAA
Hermetia illucens (black soldier fly) is the source of this 3232-nucleotide messenger RNA. It is a transcript of the gene EMC1, whose product is annotated as ER membrane protein complex subunit 1. Gene Ontology annotation, biological process: protein folding in endoplasmic reticulum. Gene Ontology annotation, cellular component: EMC complex. The record is from RefSeq and is a predicted model, not a curated record. The transcript has 14 exons. The coding region runs from base 132 to 2873 and encodes 913 amino acids. Gene Ontology annotation, molecular function: protein binding. NCBI's taxonomy places the organism in Eukaryota, Metazoa, Arthropoda, Insecta, Diptera, Stratiomyidae.